Impatiens glandulifera is the source of this 1411-nucleotide messenger RNA. Its product is annotated as E3 ubiquitin-protein ligase Topors. The coding region runs from base 53 to 1054 and encodes 333 amino acids. Gene Ontology annotation, molecular function: ubiquitin protein ligase activity. Lineage: Eukaryota; Viridiplantae; Streptophyta; Magnoliopsida; Ericales; Balsaminaceae. The transcript is spliced from 5 exons. The record is from RefSeq and is a predicted model, not a curated record. Gene Ontology annotation, biological process: protein monoubiquitination; protein polyubiquitination.
AAAAUAAAUAAAUGUAUUUGUGCUCUACUCCUAAUAAACUAGAUCGGAGUCCAUGGAGACUCUAUCGUCGGAAAGAUCAUUCCGGUCACGUUUAACCGGCGAUGUUAGCCCUGAAUUAUUUACGCGACGAAUAGCUCCGGCGAUAAAAGAAAAGUCUUGUUCAAUUUGUUUGAUUCGUAUUGACCCUUACAGAGCAGCUGUUCUAACUGUUUGUAUGCAUGCCUUUUGUAUCGACUGCAUUCGAAGAUGGAGCAAUUUGAAGAGAAGAUGCCCUUUAUGCAACUCCAACUUCGAUUCAUGGUACUUCAGAAUCAAUCUCUCCGCUCGAACAUCUCAUAAAGAGAAGCUGCCGCCUCAAGGGUUAGCCACGGAUUUCAGAAUCGGAGCAUCGCCGCCGCCGCGUAGAAGAACCAGAGUAGAUAAUCUUGCGGAACAGAGGGUUAUAUGGAGAUCAAGGAAACAACUUAAUUGCCUCAGUGGGAGAAGUAGGCCUCUUCCAAUGAUAAGGUCAUUUAGGCUAUCUGAGUCUGAGCCUUCAAAUAUUGUGGCUCAAAGGAUUCUAAAGUGGAGGUUUAGCAUAUAUGAGCUGCAAUUACAAGCGAUUCCUCCUAACAGGACAGGCCGUGAAAAGGUAUGUAUUUUUUGUCGCACAAAACACAGAGGAAUGAUUCAGAUCCUGAAACAGAAAGUAAUGACAUGGUCUCAUGUAUUUCUACUUGUUUUGUGUCAGAAUAUAGGUGGAAAUCUUGAAAUCAAAGAAAGGACUCUACAAAGAGUAGAGCCGUGGAUUCAUAGGGAACUACAUGCGAUCCUUGGGGAUUCGGAUCCAUCUAUUAUUGUGCAUGUUGCUUCCUCACUUUUCCUUGUCUUUCUUGAAGAGAAUCGUGAUGUACCCAUUAGACAAUCUCCUUUAAUGGUUGAUUUCCUAGCACCUUUGAGACCUUUCCUGCAUGAGAAAGCCAACCUAUUUUGGCAUGAAUUUAGAUGUUUUGCCCAAAGUCCAUUUAACAUGGAGACAUAUGAUACUGUUGUUGAGUACAAACCACUUGUAUAAAGUCAAGAUAGAAAAGAUAAAAGAAAUAUAUUGAUUUGUUACAACUAUAUAUUCCUCUAAUGCAUUCUGAGGCACACAAAAGAGCUGGAUUGAUUCGGAAUACCUGUAAAGUUUCAUGUCAUUAACAAUAAUGAGGCUAGACUGUUUUGGGGGCUGCGUCCUUAUUGGCUCCUGACAGCGUGAACUGGUUGAAUCUUUCGAAGAUGGAGUGAUUUUGAUCUGGCAGUUGGAUUGAACGCACUUCAAUCCAAAAGCAUCAUAAGUUUAGAUCAUGUGGUUUGUUUUGGUAUUCUUGUGUAUUGGAAAAUUGUUAGAGCAAGUUUUACUUUUAUUGAAGUGAUUGUAUUAUUCUUACUU